Molecule: messenger RNA, 1787 nt
Organism: Hydra vulgaris (swiftwater hydra)
Lineage: Eukaryota; Metazoa; Cnidaria; Hydrozoa; Anthoathecata; Hydridae
Product: dual specificity mitogen-activated protein kinase kinase 4
Biological process (GO): MAPK cascade; protein phosphorylation
Molecular function (GO): ATP binding; JUN kinase kinase activity
Source: RefSeq, a predicted model, not a curated record
UCCUUCGACACCGCAGAUUAAAUUAUACAUAAUGAAAUCAUUUAUUAUCAUCCACUAAAAUUCAAUUAAAAUGUCAUCUGGUUCUGUUGGUCGGUUAGGAUUAUCUUUAAAUGAUCUAAAAAUUGAUCGCAGUUCAAUGUGUUUAAAUUUUAAUCAAAAAGAAAAUGUGAAACCAAGUGUGGCAGUUGCACCGCCACAACAUCAGCAUUGUUCGCAUAAUGUAGUUCAUCUUUUACAAAGUUCAUCUGGGACUUUAACUAUUAAAGAUGAGAUAUACCAGUAUACUGCUUUAGAUUUGAUUGACCUUGGUGAAAUAGGUCGUGGUAAUUUUGGCACUGUGAACAAGAUGAGACACAGAGAAAGUAAAACAGAAAUGGCAGUAAAGAGGAUUCGUGCGACAAUAGAUAAAGAUGAACAAAGACAUUUGUUAAAAGAACUUGAUAUUAUUAUGAAUACCACUGAUUGUAUAUAUAUUGUUCAGUUUUAUGGCGCAAUAUUUAUUGAGGGUGAUUGUUGGAUAUGUAUGGAGUUAAUGACGACAUCUGUAGAGAAAACUUACAAAGCAGUUCAUAAAGUCUUGAUGCAGAAAGUACCAGAAGAGAUCAUAGGAAAAAUAGCUUACUGUGUCAUAAAGGCAUUAGAUUAUUUGAAAACAAAUUUAGAAAUCAUACAUAGAGAUGUAAAACCUUCAAAUAUAUUGGUUGAUAAAGAAGGCCAAAUUAAACUUUGUGAUUUUGGUAUUAGUGGUCAACUUGUUGAUUCAAUUGCAAGAACAAGGGAUGCAGGGUGUCAGCCAUAUAUGGCUCCUGAAAGAAUUGACCCAUCACAAGCAAGAAGUGGUUAUGAUGUUCGCUCAGAUGUUUGGUCUCUUGGAAUGUCAUUAAUUGAAAUUGCUAUUGGAAAGUUUCCUUACCCAAAAUGGACAACAAUCUUUGAUCAGUUGUCACAAGUAAUUGAUGGUGACCCUCCAAAACUGGUUAAUACAGAACAGCAGAUUUUUUCUAAGAAUUGUCUUGAUUGUAUCAAUAGCUGUAUGGCAAAAGAUUUCAAGUUGCGUCCAAAAUAUAAUGAGUUACUGCGUAAUCCCUUUAUCAUAAGCUAUGAAAAAAACAAUAAUAUCAAAGAGUGGUUUAACAACGUGUUAACUAAAGUUCCCAAUCUUCCUUCUCUUGUUACCGAUUCUGAAACGCAUGAUUAGCACUUUUAAAGCAUUUUAAUGGUUAUAUAUUAGAAUUAAAUUUUCCGGUUAGGUUAGCAUUUACAUAGACGAUUAGGUUAGCAUUUUUGUAUUUUUCCAACAAUGAGUAUAUUCUUUUUCUUUUGCCAAAAAACAUUAUGUAAAUAAAAUUUAAUUUUCUUUUUGUUGGGGUGAAAUUAGUAAAAAAAAAGUUUUUCUCUUUGUUGUAAUGCAAUGCAUCGACUAUACAUAUAUCUAAUCUCGUAGUUUGCAAUACAAAUUGGCGUUUUUUUUUGUUUUUUUUUUUUUUAAUUUUUUUAUCUGAUUUUUAAUAAUUUUUAAUUCCUUUUUUUAUUUCAAUGUUUUUAUUUCAAUGUUUUAUUUGUUUAAUAUUUAUACAAUAUAUUUAGUCUGUAGAUAUUGACGAUUUUCAUGUUUUUAGAAAUUUGAAUAAUUUUAGUUAUAAUUUUGUUUGGAGAUUUUUGUUUCUUUUUGGAAUUUAUUACUUUUAUUUGAAUAUUUUUAUUCACAUUUUUUAAAUUUGUGCAUAUAUUAAGUUUAAUAAAGUGUUUAGUGUAGAGAAUUUAUAUGAAUUAUCCUCAUACGAAUA